AUGACGAAAGACGCAUAUGUGGUGCUUCAGAGAGAGAAGAAGCUGGAAUUUGGGAUCAAAGGGUUGAAUGCGAAGAUGGGAGUUGUUGGACGGCUGACGAGUGUAGGGGCGGGGUAUGAGAGGCGAGAUGAAGAAGGGGGAAAUGAAGACGAGGAUGAGCUGUGGGAGUUGAGAGAUUUGGCUGAGUUGGAGGAGAGGGACAGAUGGUUUUGGGAGGCAGCUGAGGGUGACUUUUUGCGUGGGGCAAGGAAGGAGAAAGAUUUGGUCCAGGUGACCACCGCGAUGGAGGAAUUGGCGAUGAAUCCGUGGAGGAGUUAG
Cadophora gregata is the source of this 318-nucleotide messenger RNA. RefSeq lists its product as uncharacterized. Bases 1 to 318 code for a protein of 105 amino acids. The transcript has a single exon. The record is from RefSeq and is a predicted model, not a curated record. Lineage: Eukaryota; Fungi; Ascomycota; Leotiomycetes; Helotiales; Ploettnerulaceae.